AUGUCGACUCUGUCGUCGAUGGUGGCUUCCAUGGCUGCUAGAAUAUUUCCCUCGAGACAGUCGUUGUUGAAGCACGCUUUGUAUAUCGCCAGGUACGAACCCAUCGGCGGCGGUGCUGGCCGUGUGAGUCCCGUGGCCGGUGUAGUCUAUCGGGUUCUACUCGUUGUAUUUGGAGACAUCGCUGCCCGCUCUGAACGUGCGUGCGCCUAUGAUUUUGCGGGUGCACAAUACGGGUGGUUCGCACGUCCCUUGCCAUGUGGCGGGUGGACAGGGCAUGUCGUGGUCUCUGAACGAAGGGUGGGUCGGGAAAAUCCCGGUGUCCACAAGGUCGAUGAUGAUUCCUCGGCCGAAUUUGGUGUGCUUCCAGGUUCCGGCCCGUGGGUUCAUCCCAAGGAAUUCAGGGGAGCGCGUGGUUAA
Molecule: messenger RNA, 417 nt
Organism: Striga asiatica
Lineage: Eukaryota; Viridiplantae; Streptophyta; Magnoliopsida; Lamiales; Orobanchaceae
Source: the annotation of a GenBank genome assembly